Molecule: messenger RNA, 2692 nt
Organism: Cydia pomonella (codling moth)
Lineage: Eukaryota; Metazoa; Arthropoda; Insecta; Lepidoptera; Tortricidae
Product: piggyBac transposable element-derived protein 4-like
Exons: 2
Coding region: 29-2608 (859 amino acids)
Source: RefSeq, a predicted model, not a curated record
GAUAGUUCAUGGUGUUUUAUCAUUUAUUAUGCUUCGGUCAAAUAAACGGUGCAGAAGAAUGCUGGAAUUAUCGUUUCAGCAAAAUGAAAACAGUGAAAGUGAAAAUUCUGAUGCGGACAAAUCGAGAUGGAGAAAAGUGUUUAUCAAAAAUAAUAUAAAAAAUAAUGACUCGCAGCAAAAUCGAUCCGAAAUAAACAUCGUCAAUCCUGGGCCAAGUAAGGAACCGGAAACUGUCCCAGAGCUACAGCGGAACUACGUGAGUAGAGGAACAGCGAGCACAAUUACAAUUACCGCUCCUAAAAAACGCAAGUAUAAUGUGCCAGAGCCUGACACCAGCCGACUUUCUCCUAUUCAUUUGAAACCGUUAUUUCAAACCGAUCUAGAAAAUACCCCUAGAGCCCGGAAAGUACAACUGUUGAACGAAGGUGACAAAGAGUCGAUUUACGUGAGCCCUAGUACUGGUAAAACCUUACAAGUUUUAAAAAAUGCUGAAACGUUACCAAGAAACAACCCACAAACUCAAUCCAUUUUCCGUUCGCCGGCAGUCUAUGACACUAAAAACGCGUCGACGUUGACAAGCAGGUGUAGUUCCGUAAGCGAUAUAUCGUGUGCAAAAUCUCUUCCGUGCCCGUUAAACAAAGAUGCAAUUGAUGAAUUAUUAGCUGGACCAUCUUUUGAAGACCAACAAAACGAAUCGUUUUUGGAAACCAGCUCUAAUAACAUGAAUGCAGCCUCUCCAGCCCAAUCCCCAAAUCUUCGCAAGACCGUUCGUAGUCCGUUAAAUAAUGAUGCAAUUGAUAAUAUAGCAGCAGGACCAUCUUUUGAAAACUAUCAAAACGAAUCGUUUUUGGAGACCAGUUCUAAUAAUGUGAAUGUAGCCUCUCCAGCCUAUUCCACAAAUUUUGAUAAGACUGCUCGUAAGAUAGGGGAAUCGGUUGACAUAGAACCUACCAAUGAAGACCACUCGGACACGGAUGAAGAUUUUAACCCAAAUCUAAUCAGUUCUCAAUCAGAUACCAGUAGCACUUCUUCCGGAAGCGAUUUCUCGGUUAGUGAAGAUGAUUCCGAAAAUGUCGAAGAAAUGCAACCCAACGUAAUUCCUCCAGUAGCAAAUUCUAUGGGCGAAGAUGAGUGGCAAGAUAUUGAUGAUACGAUUCCUAAUUUCGAAGAAUUCACUGAAAAUUGUAAGAUAAACAUUCCCGAUGAUGCAGUCACCCCUGAAGAUUAUUACAAUUUAUUUGUUACAAAGGAUAUUAUUGCUAAGAUGGUCGUAGAAACAAAUAAUUAUGCCCAAAAAUUCAUAGCAGGUAAUCAAGUUAAGCCCAAAUCACGAGUUCGAGCUUGGAUUCCUACAGAUCAAGAGGAAAUGAAAAAGUUUUUGGGCGUGAUUAUGGUGAUGGGUUUAGUAAAACUACCACACAUAAAUGAUUACUGGUCGAGAAAGAGUAUUUAUAGAAAUCAGUAUGUGGUUUCAGCUAUGAAGAGAGACCGAUUUCUGCUAAUUUUGAAAUUUUGGCACUUUAGUCAAGAGGACCCUGAUGAUAGAAAUAAACUUGCUAAAAUUAAAGAUGUGUUUUCUAUGCUGCUUCAGAGAUUUCACACGGUCUUAAUACCCGGAAAGUAUUUAGUAAUCGAUGAAUCGAUGAUACCAUGGCGGGGACGAUUAAAAUUUCGACAGUAUUUAAAAGGUAAGUCCCAUAAAUACGGGGUGAAGCUGUACAAAUUAUGUACGCCGGAUGGGUAUACUUUCAACGUGAAUGUUUAUACUGGUAAAGGUGAUAAUGGCAGAGAGUUAAAUCACGGAAAAGAGACUGUUUUAAGAUUAAUAAGGGGCCUUGAAAAUGAAGGAAGAACCGUAGUGACUGAUAAUUUCUACAAUUCAAUAGAUCUUGCAGAGGAGCUUAUACGCAAAAAAACAUUCCUUUGUGGUACUUUGCGUCCAAAUCGGAAAGGUCUCCCAAAACGCAUAGUAGCAUCAAAACUAAAAAAAGGCCAAAUAACUGGUGCAAUGAAUGAGAAUGGGGUUCGAAUUAUAAAAUGGGUGGAUAAGAGACCAGUUAAUAUGAUUUCUACAUGUCGGGAUCAUGAUUUGAUGAUAAAGGACACCGGUAAGAUAAGACGUACUACCGGAGAAGCAAUUAAAAAACCACAGUGCAUCAUGACCUACAAUGAAAAUAAAAAGGGUAUAGACUUUAGUGACCAGAUGUCAUCGUACUACACAACCCUAAAGAGAGGAAUCAAGUGGUUUCGUAAAGUCAUGCUUGAAUUGCUAUUUGGGACAGCUUUGGUCAAUAGCUGGGUGGUUUACAAUAUUCGGCAGCCAGUUCCAAUUUCAAAGAAAGAUUUCAUCGAAGCGAUCAUAGCAGCAUAUACCAAAACGCCAAUCACGGAUACUAACUCAGAUGGUCAAAAUGAGGUAGUCUUAAAGAAAAAACACAACUUCGAAAAGAAAGGUGAGAAGAGGAGAAUUUGUGCCGGCUGCUACCAAAAGCUGCGUGGUACACUCAACAGCCGAGAAGCAAAUAGAAAAGUAAAGAAAAUAAAAUCUUUCUGCGUAGAAUGUAAGAAAGGAUACUGCUUGUCAUGUUUCUAUAAAACUCACAUGUAAUUAAUUAAUUUUUCACAUAUAAUGUGAAAAAUAAUACUGGCUGUCUAUUUUUUUUUGAUUCUUUAAUAAAUGAUAUAAAAAGGA